Molecule: messenger RNA, 1073 nt
Organism: Paramuricea clavata
Lineage: Eukaryota; Metazoa; Cnidaria; Anthozoa; Malacalcyonacea; Plexauridae
Source: the annotation of a GenBank genome assembly
AGGUGGAAGCCGUGUACUUUCACUCCGAUAAUGGCGAGUGGAUAUAAUCGGCGCACCUUCGGAGAUAGUGCUUCACAUCAACCACGUGGCCAUGCAAGAGGCGGAAGAGGUCGCAGAAGAGGAAGACAAAAAACAGGUGGUAGCGUCAAUUUUGGUUUCAAGUCAUUGGAAAAGCUGAGAAAAGCAGAACCCGAUGAUAUUGUUCUGGAUUUAGCUUCUCAACGAUGUCUUCCUGCAUUUCGAACAUUGUUAGCGAAGACGGACAUGUCGGAUGAAAUGAUUGAGCUUGUUGUGGAUGUGCUGGCUAGAGCAUGCGAUAGUAAUAGUCCUGAGUAUUUCAACAAACUUCUUAUCGAACUGCCGAAAUCAUUCUUUGUUAUUCUUAGUUUAAAAGGCUAUCUUGCACGAAUGUGUGUGCGAAGAAACUCUAACCAUCAGUUGUUCAUUGAGCGUACUGUUAAAUUAUUCACAGAAAUUCUCAAAAAAAUACCAAGUGCAUUUGAUUCUCUUCCUUUGGGAGACUUAGAACAAUCCGUUGAUGUCUUGGCUGGGAAUGACCAAAUUAGCCCUGAUGUUGUUCAAAAUGUAGAACAACUUAAAGUCAUAAAGAAGGAAUCGCUGGAAAAAGAAAUGCACAAGAGGGAGUUUGAAAAUCAACGACGAACACGGAGUCGUAAUCCAGGUUUGAGACCAUGUAGUUCUUUAUAACCUUGUUGGCAAAGUUGAAAACAGCCCUUCGAUGUCCUACCUUGCCCGGGAGCCUCAUUGUCAUCGAUCGAGAGCUAAUAGCCUUUCGCCUUAAUUCAUUAGAGCGAGGUUCCCAGGCCAAGUUAGUAAUCAUGACAUAAUUAUCGAAUGUAACUAUGUAUUUAUGAAUGGUUCGCUGUUUAUUUGAUUAAUGCCACUGUUUAGUCUGUUUUAUUCAUGGCAUAAUAAUUCACUAUGGCGAAUAUGUAGAUGUUAAGGUUUAAGAAAUUUCAGCGGUAAAUGGUUGCAAAUCGCCAAAAUGAUGCACAAAACUGUAUAUUCAAAGUUUGUUCGUUCACUGCAACCAGGUAUGUUAAUCAUGUUUC